This is a messenger RNA of Ilyonectria robusta, 1465 nucleotides long. Its product is annotated as Clr5 domain-containing protein. The coding region runs from base 175 to 1449 and encodes 424 amino acids. The transcript is spliced from 2 exons. NCBI's taxonomy places the organism in Eukaryota, Fungi, Ascomycota, Sordariomycetes, Hypocreales, Nectriaceae. The record is from RefSeq and is a predicted model, not a curated record.
CCAAUCCUGCUCCCCAAGGUGCUUGGAAAGGAACUCCCUAUCGUGGGUCACGGGGUUGAGCCGUGACAGACUCAAGACGUCUGAUUCGUCGACAGAUUCCCAACCAAGGGUUGCCGCCCUUCGGUCAUCUCAUGGAGCACCAACCAGCCAUUGCAACGCUCCAGCAGAUCAAUUAUGCCUCCCACGAUCCAUACAGAGAAUGAAUGGGCCCGUGUCCAGCCCUAUAUCACUAAGCUCUAUUCGGAUGAGGGGAAAUCACUCAAAGAACUGAUAGAGAGAAUGAACCAGGACUAUGAUUUCCAUGCCACAGCAAGAAUGUACAAGCACCGCCUUCAAAAAUGGGGCUUGGAUAAAAACUUCAAAGAAAAGGAAGUGGUUCACAUGUCUCUUGUCAAACGACAACGAGAUACCCUCGGGAAACAAUCCCUCUUCUAUGUACGAGGCAAACAGGUCGACUGGGAUCAGGUCGAAAAGUAUCUCCAUCGCAGGCCGGAUCUGCAGACCAAGAUCAAUGCGGGCAUGCUCAAGAUGAGCAGCUCUAGCUCUAAUGUCGUCUGCCGCUCUCCAUCACCAGAUCCGAUCCUGCAUGCAUCUAGCACUCUUCAACAUAUGGAUGAACUGCUGAGGUCGCUUGAUGGCUACUAUAUUUCAAAGUUUGAUGGAGUCACGAGCUCAGAUCGUGCUGAUCUAGUCAGCGAUGAUUAUGUCACGAUCCGAUGCCUCAGAAAACUAGAUCAAGCUCGCACCAUGAUAUACGCGGACAUGCUGGACUUUGGCUUUCGCAUCCUAAACGAGGCUCUUGAUGAUCUGAGAUUUGUGGUGAGGGGCGAAUACGCCUCCCUCAUGUUCCAUCUCUUCGAUGUGGUCACAUUAUUUGACCGGCGACACACAUCCUUGAUAACCGAAUUACUACGUCACACGUAUGGAAUCCUGUUGAUCACGUUUGGAGAGAGUCACCCUUUAGUGCGGCUACUGCGUCUAUUUAUUACUCUGUCGCAACAAGAUCGAUACGAGAUUAUUUCGAGCCUCAUGAAAGCUGUUGUUGAGAGGUUCGAACGUCUCAACGUCGAUGGCCGCAUGCUUGAAAGGCUCAAAUGUCACCAGUUUUUGCUAUUGGACCACAUGGGGAUCAACGGGAUCCAGGCAACGACUACGUUCCCAGAGAUCGAUGCGUCUUCUACGGAUGCAGUCAGCACUGGCUAUUUUGGCAGGUUUGCUGGUCGGUUGAUCUUCAACGAGCAGUUCGAGGAAGCGGAUCGCCAUGUGGAUUUCAUGAUCCCUUGGCUCGAGAACCCGGAAAAUAAGCAAAACCCUGCAUGGUCAGAUAUCCAAAUGUUUUACUAUCACGUCAAAGCACAUGGCUCAUUUUCGAGGGGCAAUGAUGCUUUAGGCGAGGUGUGGCUAGGAAAGGUCAAGGAGCAUUCAAAACAGUAUUUCUCGGAAAUGUAACAAGUAUUAUUUGGCA